Messenger RNA from Melitaea cinxia (Glanville fritillary), 1429 nucleotides. RefSeq lists its product as uncharacterized. The coding region runs from base 108 to 1409 and encodes 433 amino acids. The record is from RefSeq and is a predicted model, not a curated record. Lineage: Eukaryota; Metazoa; Arthropoda; Insecta; Lepidoptera; Nymphalidae. The transcript has 2 exons.
GUGACGUCACAUUUCACAAACUUGUUUGACAUCGUUUGAUCGUUCCCGAUUUUCUGAGAAAAUACAUAAAAAUAUUUUGAUUUUUACUCGUAAGAAGAAUCCACGAAAUGGAGUCAGGCUAUAUAAAAGCUGAUAGUACAAAUUUGCCUAAACUGGAUUCAUUUAUGGUCGCAAAUUAUUUUUCAUGCAAUCCUGACUUUUGCUCUGCCGAGUUUCGGAAUGCAAAAACUUCUGUAUCGUCGCGAGAGUCUUAUGGUGAUGACGCUAUAGGGUAUGUCCAACUAAAGCGGAAGGCAAACUUGUGUGUAAUAAAGUGCAAAAUUUGUCCUGAACACAAAGUUCGUCAACAACCAUACUCAGUGUCCAUGGUCAUCGAUGAAAAAGAAGGAAUAGUACAAAGUGUCCAGUGUGCUGACUGCCCUGCCUCUAAAGGUGGCUGCAAACAUGCAGUGGCUUUUUUAAUGUGGACUCAUAGAAGAAGUGAGGAGCCAUCGUGCACAGCUGUUGCAUGUUAUUGGAAGAAAUCGAAACUGUCUAAAGUGGGCAGCACUCUAAAAUAUAUGAAAAUCAAAGAAAUGGCUAGCAAUAACAGUUCUUUAUUUAUCCAACAGGAUGGAAGUGUAUUCUGUGAAUUUUUAACAGAAAGUAAAAAAAGGAAAUUGCAGAAUUGUCAAAUUUUAAAACAUCAGCUUGAUUAUGAAGAUGACAUAGUUCAGUUGCUCUCAUUGCACAAUUUGAGUCACAAAUUUAAUUCAGAAAAUGACUGUAAUCAAUUUAUAAACAAAAUACGUUUAGUGUUUACAGAAAAGAAUGUUAGUGAAGCAGAAAGGCUAACAUACCUGCAGCAUAAAAGUCCAGCAUGGUAUGAGCUUCGCUAUGCGAGAAUUACAGCAUCAAAAGCAUUUGAUGUGACUCGCUGUAAAACAUCAGAUGGCUCAUUAAUUGCAAUAUUAAUGGGUGCAAAAGUGCCUGAUACUGUAGCUAUGAAAAGGGGCAGAAAGUUAGAAGAUCUCGUAAAAAAUAUAUUAACGGAACAACUUGGUAAGAUUUCUCAGUGUGGCCUGUUCAUAUGUCAAGAAUACCCUAUGAUAGCAGCAUCGCCUGAUGGAAUUUUGAAUGGUGAUACUGUAUUAGAAAUAAAAUGUCCAAUAAAUGAAAAAACUUCAAAAACAUAUGUUUCGAACAACCAAGUCACUGCUAAGUACUUCGCACAAGUGCAACUGCAGAUGUACUUAACUGGAUUAAAAAAGUGUUUAUUCUGUGUGGCAUCAUGGAAUUUUGAAACGAAUAAUGAGAUCAAUGUUGUGCCUCUAGAUUACAAUUCUGAAUAUGUAAUAGAUUUACUCUGUAAAUUGGAAUUUUUCUGGAAAAAAAAUGUUUAUCCACUAUUAUAUAAUAGUACCAAAUAAAAAGAUUUAAUUUUUGAAAA